UUCUUUCUUUCACAAGCGCCGUUGUCCAAGUCUUGCACGCAGCACGAUGGAGGACUUCUUCCACAACUCACACCCGUCACCAUUUCUCCGGUUCUCCUCCACCUCUUAUUCGCGACACGAGUGAGAAUUUCUUCCAAGAUUGAGAGCGAACACUAUUUAAAGCUCUCAAAGCUGGCUUUAGCACCAGAAAAGGUUUUAGGGUCGCGAAUCCAGGAUUUUGAUUUUGGAGAGACAUACCACCAUGGAUAUCCGGAGGAGAAGGGUCCAAUUUCUGCUUUUUGCCAUCGGAAUCAUCGCUCUCAGUAUCACAGCUGAAAAAUGCCGGGAACUGGUUGGAGAGCAAGCUGCAUCCAAGAGUGGGCAAUUCACGUUCUUGAACUGCUUCGACAUGAGUUCAGGGACUGUAGCCUGUGCGGUUAAGGAAGGCGUGAAACUAUAUUUCUAUAACAUAAGAUCCAUUCAUGUUGAGAAGGCACGUAACGAUGCAAUCGAGAAAGCCUUGAACGAGGUGUUGGCCCGUGGCAUUUCUGCACAAGAAGCUGCCAAAGAAGCUCAGAAAGCAGGUGCAAAGGCUGCAAAACUCGCUACCCGAAAGGCUAAACGGAUCAUAGGACCGAUAGUCGCGUCCGGUUGGGAUUUCUUUGAAGCGAUGUACUUUGGGGGGACGAUAACCGAGGGAUUUCUGCGGGGCUCGGGCACGUUGGUUGGUGCAUACGCAGGUGGGUUCGUGGGCGAACAGAGAUUCGGGAGAUUUGGAUAUCUUGUGGGCAGUCACGUGGGAAAUUGGAUCGGUGGUCGGGUUGGACUGAUGGUUUAUGAUGUUGUGAAUGGCUUACACUUCUUGCUCGAGGCUUUUCAAGCUGGAGAAACCACGGAAUCCACCCUUUACGAUAGAUCAGAAGCUUCUGAAGAAAUGGUUUACGACAACUCAGAAGCUUCCUCGGAAUCCACCCCUUCCUAUGAAACUCCGAGUGACGAGCUUUAGAAGCCUCGGGAACAUUCUGUAAUCGAGAAAAACCCUCGACUAUCCUCGAGUUCUUCAUCGAAACCCGUAAAAGAUCUGGCAGAUUUAUGACAACUCAACUCAGAAGCCUCUCAAGGCCAAUCUCUGAACUCAACUCAAAAGUUAUUUAGCUUUAGAACGACGUUUCUAGAGAGGUGAGAGGUCAUUGUUCUUGGUUUGUGGUUGUUAGGUUGUGGAGAUGCUUUUGAUUUAGCUGUAUAGAUUUAUAGGAUGAGCUUCUGACAAGACUCUUGUUUAAACUUGUAUUGGAUGCUCACAAAAGACCUAAAUCUUGAAAUUUGUUUUUUUUAAAC
This is a messenger RNA of Tarenaya hassleriana, 1317 nucleotides long. RefSeq lists its product as uncharacterized. The record is from RefSeq and is a predicted model, not a curated record. The coding region runs from base 242 to 985 and encodes 247 amino acids. Lineage: Eukaryota; Viridiplantae; Streptophyta; Magnoliopsida; Brassicales; Cleomaceae. The transcript is spliced from 3 exons.